Molecule: messenger RNA, 4991 nt
Organism: Myripristis murdjan (pinecone soldierfish)
Lineage: Eukaryota; Metazoa; Chordata; Actinopteri; Holocentriformes; Holocentridae
Gene: sh2d3cb
Product: SH2 domain containing 3Cb
Exons: 11
Coding region: 20-2377 (785 amino acids)
Biological process (GO): positive regulation of peptidyl-serine phosphorylation; small GTPase-mediated signal transduction
Molecular function (GO): guanyl-nucleotide exchange factor activity; phosphotyrosine residue binding
Source: RefSeq, a predicted model, not a curated record
AGGGCAGAGCCAGCGCAGGAUGGCAGGGGAACAUGUCCGAGACUCUCCUCUGCUCAGCGCCCUGUCCGGCCUCAGCCUGACCGCUCUCGACCGGCCUCAACCGGUUCCUGUGGAGGCCAGGCCCCUGCCGGAGCUCCCGCAGCCCCCCCGGUGCCUGCCGCCGUCUCCGUCUCCAUCCUGUGAUUCUUUGGCGUCCGAUCGAAGCUUCACAGAGCCCAGGUCUCCUUCAGGGGAGUCUUUGAGACAUGAACAACUUUCUGUAAAGCAGCCUUCCAACAUGGCGGCGGCUGUGGCGUCCACGCCUUCCUCGCCGCCUCCCUCCCCCAGCAGGCCGAGCCCGGUGUCGACCCAGGCCCGGCCGCAGGAUCUCUAUGUGCCGAUGGACCCGAUAGCUGAGACGUCCUGCAGCCGGCGAGGCUCAGCAAGGACGCAGGAAACUGCCGGUCGCACACAGGAAGUGGAGCCUCUGGACAGCCAGCCGGACUCGACAGACAGCAGCGGAGAAUAUGUCAAGUUUUCCAAGGAGAAGUUCUGGCUGGAGCCGCCGUCGGAGACGCUGAGGAAGCAGCUGGAGGAGGAGCUGAAGCUGAGCAGCAGCAACCUGAGGAGCCACGCCUGGUACCACGGCUGCAUCCCCUGGGAGGUGUCAGAGAGCCUGGUGUUGAAACACGGUGACUUCCUCAUCAGGGACUCCCAGUCCAGCCGGGAAGACUACGUGCUCACCAGCCGCUGGGAGCACAACACACUCCACUUCCUCAUCAGCAAGACACUGGUCCAGUCCAGCGAGACGUACACGCGUGUUCAGUACACGCUGGAGGGCGAGGCCUUUGACUCGGUACCGGCCCUCGUCCACUUCUACGUGGGGAACCGGGCGGCUCUGACCCGGCAGAGCGGCGCUCAGAUCCACCAGCCGGUGAACAGGACUCUGCCGCUGAGCUACCUGGAGACGGCCUUCUGCCUGGCCGGGUCAGCGGGCUUAGCCGUCAGCUCGCCGUCCUGCCAUCGAGGGCUGAAGCCCGCCGGCGGUGGGAGCGGAGCGGAGAGGGUCUGUCCCUGGAGGGAGGCAGAUGGCAGCCAGGAGGAGAACCAGCCUCUGUUUACCGCUGGGGAAGCUGCUCUCACUACACCAUACAACACUCCCCGCUCCAGAAGCCCUUGCAGCAGCCGGGCGGCCAGCGUGGCUCCGUCCCCCUCGCUCUCCAGGAGCUCCGGUGCCGCCGGCCCCCGUCUCUCCCCGAACAACACCCUCCAUGCCCAGCGGAACGACGGACCCCAGCCUCCCCUGAGCCAGGACCCCCUGGCCUCGGACACGGACGGCGGCGGCUACACGGAGCUGCUCCCCGGCCCUCAGAGCUACGUGGAGAGGCUGCGAGCGGAUGAAGGGCCGGGCGUCGACCCGCUGAGGGCGGAGGAUGGAAACGUCUACUUCUGCCCCGUGGUGGAGAGCGUGUCCUCCUUCAGGCCCAGCAGGUACCAGUCGCCGCUGAUGCCCAAGGAGAACAAACCGCUGGAGGUGGGCAUCCUGCGGAGGGUGAAGGAGCUGCUGGCUGAGGUGGAUCCCAAGACAGCCGCCAAACACAUCACCAAGGCCGACUGCAUGGUGGCCCGGAUACUGGAUGUGAGUCCGGAGGUGCAAAGGAUGAUGGGAGUGAGCUCGGGGAUGGAGCUGCUCACGCUGCCUCAUGGCCAGCAGCUCCGUCUGGACCUGCUGGAGAGGUUCCACACCAUGGCCGUCAUGUUGGCGGUUCACGUUCUGGGCUGCACAGGAACGACGGAGGAGCGAGCCAACCUGCUGCACAAAACCAUCCAGAUAGCGGCUGAGCUGAAGAGCAGCCUGGGCAACAUGUUCGGCUUCGCUGCCAUCAUGAGAGCCUUGGAGCUGCCGCAGGUGUCCCGUCUGGAGCAAACAUGGACGACGUUACGUCAGCGGCAUACAGAGGGCGCUAUUCUCUAUGAGAAAACCCUGAAGCCGUUCAUGAAGAGCCUGAACGACGGGAGAGAGAGCUGCCCGCUGUCCAACACCACGUUCCCCCACAUGGUUCCCCUGCUGUCCCUGUUGGAGAAGAGCGCGGCGGUGGGCGAGGGGGCGGAGCCGUGGGAGACGGUGGAGACCGGGGUGGACGUGGUCAUGGCGCACCUGGGGGCGGCCAGGACCGUCGCCCAGCUGGGGGGCAUCUACAGGUCCAACGCUGAGGCCAAACUGCAGGGUUUCCAGGAGCGGGCCGAGGUGCUGGAGCUCUUCCUGACCGACUUCCAGAUGAGGCUGCUGUGGGGGAGCAGGGGAGCCGAGGAGAACCAGGCUCAGCGCUACGCCAAGUUCGACCAGGUGUUGACUGCCUUGUCCAACAGGCUGGAGCUGCCCGGCCGGCCGCUCUGACCCCCUGGCCUGCGUGGAAAACUUUGAUUUAUCCAGCGACGGGGCUGCUGAGGGCAUUUCAGUCACACUUGGAGGCACCGGGUACGGGACGUUCACACCUGGACGCUCAGCCUGAGCAGCUGGAGCCGAAGUGCCUUGCUCAGCAGUGAGUUUGGCAGCUGAGAUUCGAACCAGCCGAGCCUCCAGUGUCCAGCUCUUCACCCGCCUGGACUGAACCCCAAUUAUCAAUCCUCUUAAUAUUUAUCUGAUCAUUUAAAUGUAUAUAGACUGCAUAUGGACUUAGAGACCUUGUUUUACCGACGAGAGCAUGACCUGAAAAUUUGAUCCUGAGCAUUUAUUUUGUGUCUGAGGUGAAAUCUCUCUCUCAGCCCAAACUGAAGGGAACACACUGUGGUGCUGUGGUGACGAUGUCAUGUUUGCUGUCCUCCUGUGAGGCGGUCACACUCAGGUACAGGACAGCACACCUGGAUCAAAGACACCGAGCAGGAGCCAUGCUCGUUAACAUGGGACUCAUAUUAUUUGCUAAUUUUCCAAUGAUUAAUUCCAAAUAGAGGCAUUUUAAACUGUAUUCUUGAAGCUGAGCCCAACAUUGAAGUUUUAGUUUCUGUAUCAAGGACAUCUUUUUUUUUUUUACUCCAUGACCUGUUUUUCAAUACGACGGCGUAUCAGGGCCAUUGUAGGAAAAAAAAUACAUUCACAAAGUUACAAGAAAAGGGAAAACUAGUUUUUCUUCUCCUGUGGGAUUCAGUCAGAAGGAAAUCCUGGUGAUUUUCACCCAGAAUCACAGUCUUCUCCUCAGCAUCUGGACUUUGAGGAGACAUUGCCAUGACUUGGGCCCAUUCAGAAGAAAACAAUAUUGUGUGAUUCUGGAUUAAAAUCAGCAGGAUUUCCUUGCAGCAGAGUCAACAUGUGUGGCUCCUCGACCAAAAAGUUAAAGAAAAUGAUUUUUUUCUUGUAAAUAUGUAAUUUCCCCCCUGUAAAUUUACAACUUUAAUCUGGGAAAGUCUAUGUUUUUUCUCAGAAUAUUACCUCCUCUCCCCCGGCUCCAUAAUUCUUUUUUUCCCUAUAGUGGCUCGAAUACUUGGUCGUACCUUUACUGUCAGUGUCAAGCCAAAUUCAGGUCAUCCUGCUGUUAAUCACUGACAGCACACAGAUGUAUAACUAAAAAUACUUUUAAUCAGCCAAAAGUCAUUACGCUUUGUUGGUUUUGACCCGGGAUCAGCGAGCAGUGCCGCUCAGCCGGCGUGGACGGCCAGGCUGCAGGUGGAUUUAAAGGAACACGCCAGCAGAUGCAGGAUCAUGGAGGCGCUGAGGAGUUCGAGGCACCGCAGAGCUGAUCUCACAGGAGCCACAGCCAGCGGGUUUUACAGUGUUUUGUAUUUACAGCUGCUGCCUUGCUUUUAAAAUUGUGUUGUUUCAUUCAAACCCUGUAAAUAAGUAAUUCCCAUAUUCCCUGGCCAGUCAGAGUCAGCCUCACAUCCCACUACUUCCUCUGCUUUUUCCCCUCACCACGGCAUGCCUGCCCGGCUCCGCUGGCUUUACAGUGUUUGUUUGAUCCUGUUUGUGUUUGAGGAAUCAGCCCAGACCCCUGACCAGCACCCCGCACUUAAUAUCCUUAGUAGGCAUCAACCAAUAUUGAUUUUUCAUGCCCGAUGCUGAUUAUUAGUAAUCAGUGACACUGCUAACCAAAAUUUAGCGCUAACAUUCAUUUGCAGUGAAUUUGCAAAUUGCCGUGUCAAAAUAAACACAAUUAGAAACACCAACACAAACCUUGCAAUGAAUUAACAAAUAUUUAAAUAAGAUUACAUUAGUAAACAAAUAAAUAAAUUGCAAGAAAAUCAUCCCCUCCUCCCGUCAAAAAAAAAGAAAAAAGAAAUUGCACUUAUAAUUACAAUUACUAUAUAUUUAUAAUUAUGAAAAUUGUUUUUAAGGCAGAUAAUAAAGGGGAAUACUUAAGAGCUUUUUCUUUCUGUUAAAGUCAGUGCAAAUCCAGCGAAACAGGAAAUAAAAAUUGUAACCAUAUUAUCAGAAAUGCUUCCCUGCCCGCUUACUUUUGUUCUGCUGUCUUUAAGUCUGUCAUAUCAGCCGUCAUGUAAAUCAAGAUUACGAUUAUUAUUAUUGAAUAUCAGCCUCAAUAAAUCAGCUAGAACCGAUAACUGGUCAAUCUCCAAUGUUUAGGAGCCACCCAGAAAACUUUAACCUGACCUGUGAACAGAACAGAAGGUAGGUAGGUAGGUAGGUAGAUACUUUAUUCAUCCCGCAGGAAAUUCACAAGGAUGGACGUAUAGAAAUCUGUGCAGCACUGUGUCAGCUGUGGCACGGUGCACUUUAGUGGAAAAACAGUUUUUAUGACAGUAAGUCUGAGUUUUGUCCUCCUGGCGGUUUACUGAGACGAGGCUGUGCCGUUCAGACAGGAGUGACAGGUCUCUCUCUUAUUGGUCCUCUUUAAAUAUAUCUCUAAUGUUUGCCUGGAGGCUGGGCCUUCACUAAAUGUACAACUGAGUGAGCUGCAUGAUAAGCAUAAAAAAAUCCAUCUUAUCAACAUCUUUAAAUCUUAUUUGUGAAAAAAAAAUCUGCCAGUGGGAUGAGAUAAUCCCACUUGUUUUAACUUGUU